Darwinula stevensoni is the source of this 513-nucleotide messenger RNA. NCBI's taxonomy places the organism in Eukaryota, Metazoa, Arthropoda, Ostracoda, Podocopida, Darwinulidae. The record is from the annotation of a GenBank genome assembly.
GAUUCCGGUGGAAGCCGGCGGAAGCCACCCACGGACGACUGGGCAUCCCACCAGCGGGAUGCCCCCGAGGAUGACGAACUUGAAAAAGUGGAGGACGAAGAAGGAGAACCAGAAGAAGAGCUUGAGGAAGGAGAAGUGGAGAUAGGAGAAGAAGGAGGAGGAGAGGGAGGAGAAGAGGGAGGAGGAGAGGGGACUCGGCACUCCGCCGUCCGGCGCAUCAGCGGCAGGGACUACCACAGCCAGUACGCCGUGAAGACGGACCUGGCCCCGGACCAGCACUGGGCCGCCACCCGCCUCGCUCAUUCCCCAAACAGACCCCUCUUCAGCUGGACUUUGACUCCCGGCGGAGGGCGAACGGGCGAGACGCGCCGGGGCUCCUCUCGAGACGGGGCAGCGGACUCCUCCCUCGGCGACCGCGAGGACUCACACCCCAAGAGGCGACAGGGUAAGACGAACAAGUCGAGGCGGAGCGGAAAAGGGCGGAAGCGGAAGCGGGAGUGGAAAGGCGGUUAG